ACAGUGGAGUGGGAGUUCACGAACGAUUACGAGUACAAUAUUAUUAAUAAAAGCAGUGUCAAUAACUAUUAAGUGAAGUCGAAGAAGGUAUUUUGAUGAUGAUGAAUUUUCGAGAUUAACCGACCGACCUAGUUAUGGACCAAAAGAAACUUGAGGCUCUAUCAAAGGAGGAGGUAAUUCAAAAAUACAAAAACCUCCUUAUCAUCGCCCAAAAAGCCAAAGCAGCAAAGGAUGGAAACCUUUUGAAUGAAUAUUUCUUGUCCUUGGAGCCAGAAAUUGAUGCCCAAGAGCAGGUUAAAAAAUUGGAACAGGCUGUCGCAGAGAGCGAUGAAGAGAAGAAAAAGGUCAUCAGUGAAAAGGAGAAACUCGAUGCCCUCACUGGAGAUCAAGGAGUUCAGCUCGAGAGUCUUCGGCGACAACUUUGCCGGGCUGAGGCUGACUGCUCCGUGCUGGAAACUCAGCUGGAGAGUUUAGACUCUGAAAACAGACGCUUGUCCCAGUUAGCGAACGACGCGGAAAUGCAGCUUCGGCUGGGCGCUGAGAUCAGGCAGGAUGCAUUGGAGGGAAUGGGAGAAGAACUCGCCAAUGUGAAAAACACUGCUGUUGAGGCACUGGCUGAGAGAGACUCGCUUCGCGCUAGACUUCGUGAGCAGAACCCCAAUGGUGGUGGAACUGAGACGCUUGAGUCGUGUCAAAGCAAAAUCCAGUCGUUGAAAACGUCUCAAUGUCAGCUCCGAACAGACAUCACGAGCAUGCAGUCAGAGGCGAGGGCGAUGGUUGUGGAGCUAGAGCAAGCCUUGAUGAAGGCACAAGAGGCGACAGAAGAGGUCGCACGCACCACAACCAAAGACAUGCUUGCUGAAAUGAACGAAGCGAUGAAAACUCGUGGAGAAGUUGCGGCCCAGCUGGCAGAGAAGUUAAGCGCCGUGGAGAGAGAACUGGAAGCUUGCAGGGCAGAAAAGAACGCUGCCAAGGAGGAGAGAAAUUCAUUGAGUUCAGCAAACGAGCGGUUGAUGAAAGAAAUCGAGUCGGUCUCUGCCGAGUCUCAGAGCGCUAAACAAGAACUGGAACGGCUGCAUGCGUUUGAGGAAAGCUCUAAACUUGAAGUGGAAAAGCUGCGAGAGGAGCUCGACAACGCUCGUAAAGGUGUGGUGGAGCUGGAGGAGCAGCUGAAUGAGAAGACGCGUGAAAUAAACGAUGUGAAUGAAGAGUUUGCCAAGCUCCAGUCCAAUUUUGAGGAGUUCAAAGCCAAUAACUAUGAGAACAGCAAGGAGAUUGACAAACUCGAGGAGAAAUGCCGGCAGUUGGUUGAAAUGAAUAGAGAAAAAGAUUCGCUCUUGGACGGAAUCCAGCUGAAAAUGGCAGAUUCUGAAACUGAGGGUGCUUCAGCGAUCGAUGGGGUUCAGUCAGAAUUAGAGCAGAAGCGUGAGGAGCUGAGCCUUCUCACAGCCAAGCUGAAACUUCAGGAGAUGAAAUUACAAGAGCUUGAUGACAAUAAUAAUGACCUUUGCACAAAACUCAAGGCUUUUGAGGGUUACAAAUCAGAAGUUCAGCAGACUGUUGAGAAAAUGAGGCAAGAUUAUUCAGCACAGCUACUUGACAACAAAAACGAAAUUCUGUCGCUUGCUGAAUCGAAGCUUCGGGCUGAGUACGCUUUGGCAGAAGAAAAGAAACUUACUGAAAGUCUGCAAGUCUCCCAUACAAGCCUGACAGAGAAGGUAGCCACCCUUGAGGAAGAGAUCAACAAACUGAACCAGUUACCUUUAAAAAAUAAAGAGCUUACAGAGCAGGUUUCCAGCCUGAAGGAAAAGAUCGCCGAAUUGGAGAAAGAAGAUGUGGAGACGGGCAGCGUCAGCACCGUCAGCAAAAUGGAAGACGCUACCAUGUUGAAGGACGUCGAGGACAGCUUUGAAGCACGGUUCACAAAGCUGAAGGCAGUGGCAAUCAGGCUGAAGCAGAAAUGCAUGAAUCAGGCAGAGACGGUGGCCAAGCUGACAGCGGAGAAAACUGAAACGCAGACCAAACUUGCCAACAUCAGCAAGGAACGCGAAACGCUGGCCAAAAAUCUGCAAAGCAUGCAGGCGGCAUGUGACAGGAGUGCGGACGAAGCUGAGGCCGCCAAGGAAAAGCUCAAGGGAACGGAAAAGCAGUUGACCAGGGCUGGAGAAGAACUCGCAAAAUCGAGGAGUCAGUAUGUCGAAGCCUGCGAAAAAAUUUCCACAGGAGAAGCUAAACUGAAGCAAAUCAAAGAGGAACUCGACGCCGCGAAAGCUGAAAUUAAAAGACACACUGUAUUAAACUUGGAAGUGGCCGCUUACGAGAAGAGUGGCGCUGAGCAAGACCGCAAGUUGAAAGACAUGACGAAGGAGAUAGAAACCUUGAGCGCGCAACUGGAGUGCCAGAAAAAGCUGGCCAACGAAGGAAAGACCAGCAUAUCAGGCUGGGAAGAAAAAUAUACGACGCUGUUAUCUGCUAAGGAAAAACAAGACGACGAGCUUGCUGAGAGGAAAACGCACUCUCAAGAGCUGGAGACGAAACUCGCUGAAAAGGUACAGAAGCUCGCUGAGUCGGAAGCGAACUUUGAAGCGCAGAGGUCUCAGCUAGAGCGAGUUGAACUGAAUCUUGCUCACGUGUCAGCUGAGAAACUGAAAAUCGAAGAUGACACGAGCAGGCUGAAAGAACAAGUGUCGCGGCAAAUCAGGGUUAUGGAGGAGGAAGCGUCGAAUGCUCGUGCCACCAUCCAGGAGAGAGACGACGAAAUGGCCAAGCUGAGAUCAGAAUUUGAAGGCUACAAAGUCAGGGCUCAAGCAGCCUUGCACAGAGCUCAGCAGCAGCAACCACCAAAGGAGGAAAAUAAUCCAGACAGGGAAAGCGAGUUGUCCUUGUUGAAAGCUACCGUAGAGCGUCUGCAAACUGCCCUUUGUGAUGCUUCGAGUAAGGAGAAAGCUCUUCAAUUGGAAAUUUCUGCAAUCAGCGGGCAGUAUACAGAUAGUCAAACGACAACCAGACGCUUGAUCGACCAGAUCACAGAACUCAACGCCAGAAAUGAAGACCUCAGUGCAAAACUGAAAAAGACGGAAGACAGCCUGAAGGAAACAAACAGACAGCAAAAGCUGACGGUCGACACACUGGCCAGCUCGUACAAACAACAACUAAUGGAGGCUGAGACUCGACACAAAGCGCAAAUGGCCAGUCUGAUGGAGGAGAAAAAGGAGCAGGCACCGCAUGAAGAGCUGGCUCCACCGGUGUCUCUGCAGAGGAGAGAAGAAGGCGAAGGCUCGGAAAAUGUCGACUCCUUGAAAGGCAACGCGAGCAUAAACAGUAGGGAGCCGAUUCCUCUCGACCGUUUGCUCUCCAGCUCCAGCGACUACGCAGACGACGCCAAAAGCGAGGCCUCCUUUGACGCUGCAAGCAUGAUGUCAUCAACCAUCGCCUCCGAGAAGAGGGUCAAGCACUUAUCUGCGCUGCUGAGCGAGUCUGAAGCCGACCUUGCCCGCUUGACGCACCAAAAUGCCAUCCUCAAGGAGGAAAUCAGGAGACAGCAGCGGUGUGCCGAGCGUCUGCAGCACACAGAGAAGAACGGUGAGUAUCUGAAGAAUGUCGUGCUCAAGUUUGUGACGCUGCAGAGUGGAGACGAACGCGCCCGCUUGGUACCUGUGCUGAACACAAUCCUAAAACUGAGCCCAGAAGAAAUGCAACAGUUGCAGACUGUUGCCACCCCCACCACCCCUACCACGCCGACGCCCAACCAGGGUGGUUGGGGCAGCUACCUCCACCUGUGGUCGGGCACCCACUAACGACGUGCUUCCUCUUUGGUUCUCCUAGUGGUUAUUUUCAAUCCUGACAUUCCCAUUUAAAAAUCAGGUGAAAAAUUUUAUGUUUCUGUUCGUUUUUUUGUCGUGUGCUUCAAGUCAAAGAAUACUGUGAUUUUCUAUUGGAAUUUUAGGGUUGUAUUCAUUUAGGACCUGUAAGUCUCGAUCUGAGUGAGAGUGUAUCGCGUAACCUGGUAACCUUUUCAAGGUUUAUCCUCCUCAAUUAAAAGAUAGGCAUGAUAAUUCCUUUAAAGGAGAGGAUAAAGUGUAAUCAUUACUCCAAAAUUUAAGAGUGUUAUUUACAUGGCAGGAAGGAAUCUUAACAAAAAAAUUGCCUAAGUAUUUGUCAGGCACCUCCGCCACAUUGACCAAAAUUAAGGGUCCUAUUUGAAUACAGCCUCCACACGUAACAUACCAAUUUCAUGAUUCCAUCCUAGUAAUAAUAUUGCAUUUUGUAAAGAUGUCAGAUUUUAGAGUGUUAAUAAAUUGCCUGAAGUAUAAAA
Molecule: messenger RNA, 4315 nt
Organism: Cloeon dipterum
Lineage: Eukaryota; Metazoa; Arthropoda; Insecta; Ephemeroptera; Baetidae
Product: GRIP and coiled-coil domain-containing protein 2-like
Exons: 7
Coding region: 135-3797 (1220 amino acids)
Source: RefSeq, a predicted model, not a curated record